Molecule: messenger RNA, 930 nt
Organism: Camelus dromedarius (Arabian camel)
Lineage: Eukaryota; Metazoa; Chordata; Mammalia; Artiodactyla; Camelidae
Gene: MGMT
Product: O-6-methylguanine-DNA methyltransferase
Exons: 6
Coding region: 140-838 (232 amino acids)
Biological process (GO): DNA repair
Cellular component (GO): nucleus
Molecular function (GO): methylated-DNA-[protein]-cysteine S-methyltransferase activity
Source: RefSeq, a predicted model, not a curated record
GAGAGCAGGCGUCUGGAGGCCGUGGGACAGUCCAGCCUACAGUGGCGCUACGGGCGCCCCCCCUUGCCAUCGUGGUGCGGCCCACUCUGACUCCCAACCUCUCCUUACGUGCCCCAGGUGUGACCAGGUCCUUGGGAGGAUGGAGAGGACCUGUGAAGUGAAAUACAAAGUGAUGGACAGCCCUUUGGGGAAGAUUGAGCUCUCUGGUUGUGAGCAGGGUCUGCACGGGAUCAGACUGCGCUGCCAGAAGACCCCGGGCACUGAGACUAGCAGAGUCGAGGCCCUUGGCCACAUGGCGAGAAUGAGCUUCGGGCAGCCUUUGCGGUGCCCCGCGGAGGCCCCCACCAGUCCUGAGAUGCCCGGAGGCCCAGAGGGAAUGACGGAGCCCCUGACGCAGUGCGCGGCCUGGCUGGAGGCCUAUUUCCACAAGCCCGCAGUCCUGGAGGAGCUCCCGGUGCCGGCCCUUCACCAUCCCAUUUUCCAGCAAGAUUCCUUCACCAGGCAGGUGUUAUGGAAGCUGCUGGAGGCUGUGAAAUUCGGAGAAACGGUUUCUUACCAGCAAUUAGCAGCCCUGGCAGGCAAGCCCAAGGCCGCGCGGGCCGUGGGAGGAGCAAUGAGAAGCAAUCCUGUCGCCAUCCUGGUCCCAUGCCACCGCGUGGUCUGCAGCAGCGGGGCCAUGGGCAACUACUCGGGAGGCAUGGCCGUGAAGGAAUGGCUCCUGGCCCACGAGGGCAGCCUGGCGGGGAAGCCGGCCCGUGCAGGGCGCUCCCGCCCCGCCAGCACCUGGCGCGGGGCCCUGGGCGGCACUGCCAGCGCCCAGCCUGCUGGCCGAAAUUGAGCAUCUAUGUGGGGACAAGUUGACAUAUCCGUGUGGUGGCUGGCGGGAAGUGGGGGUGGGGGGCCCUUCCCUAUUAAAGGAGCUAGAGAGUC